AUGGAUUCAACGAAUUCAUCCUCGAAGGCAUCAGUUGAGCAAUCAGGAUUAAACAAGAAAUGCAAAGAGGGAAGAACUAAAGAUGGUUAUUAUCAACGGAAUGGUCAGUCCCUCACACGAUUCAUUUUAUCAAAUGGUGAACUUCCUGAGAAACAGUUACACUUACUUCGUCAUCCAAAGACGGGUAAUCCAACAUUAUAUGCAAUUGGAAAUAAGAGAGUGGAAGAACUGUUGAGAUUUGAUGAUGGUCUUAGGUCGGUUCUGCUUGGUGAUAACGUGAUCAGUAAUGGCUCAUUGAUUUUAUUGGUACCAGUGAGUCCUGCGCUGCUGUUGCUACCUUAUUUGCAAAAAUAUGCGAAGGAUGAUUUCGUUUCAUUGAAGGAUAUUUUGGUGGAUGAUUGUUUCCCAUCGAUAAAAUUACUUGAGAAUGUUAAAGCUGUGAAAUCAUCGUUGAAACAUGCUUGUCACUGUAAGGAGUCAGAUUUCGACCAUGUUGUUUGCGGUAUUUUGGAGGAGAACCUUCCGACCGAUAUACUGAGGUUGGUAAAAUUCGAUUUUGUCCGUGGGAGGAGUGACGAUGCACCAUCGAAUAAACGCCGAAAGAAUCGAGAUUCUGAAAGCAGGGAAGAAAAGAAAAUAAGUGGAAUUGCUAUCGAGCCAUUACGGGAUCCAAUAGCCGUUGAAGUACCAGUGAAAUACACUCGCUUGAGAAAUGGCAAAGUAUUCACUUUAUGA
Messenger RNA from Loa loa (African eye worm), 735 nucleotides. RefSeq lists its product as hypothetical. Lineage: Eukaryota; Metazoa; Nematoda; Chromadorea; Rhabditida; Onchocercidae. Bases 1 to 735 code for a protein of 244 amino acids. Gene Ontology annotation, biological process: RNA catabolic process; ribonucleotide metabolic process. The record is from RefSeq and is a predicted model, not a curated record. The transcript has 6 exons. Gene Ontology annotation, cellular component: ribonuclease H2 complex; nucleoplasm.